AACACUUCAUUGUUUGCUUUAUCAUACGAGUAGAUGAGUAGUGUGUUUUAGUGCUUUCAAAGUUGCAUCUUCCUGUUAAGGGGUUCUAUAAACAGGGUAUCAGGUAACAGUGGAGGUAAAUCCAUAUCAAGCUAUCAAUCUGUAAAUCAAGUUGUCGUGACAUAAUUUUCUCCAUAGUAGCAUAUUAUGUUAACAGCAACCAGAUUGCUACUAUGGACUAAAUACUAAAACUAAAUGAUUUAAGGGCGCUCUGAUACAGGACUCAUCUUUAUUAUAAUAGUACAACUUCUUCUACAACAGUGAUAACUUCUACUCUUCACAGCUGUGGUUACUUGCCGAGACCCUGAGGUCAUGUCCUUGGUAUUUUUCCUGGGAAUUUGUCUUUUGUUUAAACCCUACAAUUAAAAAAAAAAAAAACUAUGAAACCGUUAUACUCAAUACACUUAUAAUUGAUAGCUUUUAGUCAGUAAAAUAGAAAAAUACGAUCAUUUACUAACAUAAACAAAAUAAUUUAAUAUAACAAAUACAAAUGUAAUAAUAAGCAUUCAGACCUUCAUGGAGGGAAAUAAAAUUUACAGAACAUUUGACUUGGACCCAUGACCUUAGUAUUUUAAAAUCCAAGAGACUACUACAACCAAUAAUAAUAAUAUUACAAUAGUUAGGCUAAUACUACCGCAAUUACCACAACAUCAUCACGGUAAACGUGCUUUCAGUACGCUGUGUCUCGGGGGUUUUCAUCUAUUUUUCCGACAGCAUAUGAACGCAUCAUCACUUCCUCUAUCCCAAGCCGCGCCUGCCUUCUCUUCUCUCGGUGGGACUGGGGGCUGAACGACGGACGGACGACAGCCCAUCAGCAGCAAAAAAAAAAAAAAACACCAUGUGAAGAAAUAGUAUAUAAAAAGAGACAGGGAAAGCGAACUUGCGAGGGUGAGAACUUCAUCAUUCGUCUCACCAGCACCAGCACCACCGCCGGGUCAGCGUUUUUAACGGCUCGGCAGAGAGCGAAUGGACAGAGCCAGAGAGGAGCAGGACAGUCUCACCAACGGUAGCAGACACGUAUACCAUGCCGACGAGUGAUGGCCCUAGCCACUUCCCAGUGUUUGUGGCUCCGCACCACGCCAACCACCAGAGGUCCCCAGGCUAUGUCCCCGGGCGAGUGGCUCCCGUACGCUCGCCACCACCUGCCAAAGCUCCACCACCUCCACCACUAAAGCCUCAUGGCCCACCACCGGAGAGACCAGCCGCUUUCAACCUUUCAGAGGAGCACCAGCGCAGGGAGUGUGCUCAGAGCCUCCAGCAAAGAAAGAACACACUGAUCUGCUUUGGAGUGUCGAUGGGUGCCUUGUUCCUCACGCUUAUCCUUGUCCUUAGUCUCACAAGUGGAGAGGUGUUAGACGAGAACUGUCCGGACCAUAACCCGUCCCUUAGUGGCUGGAACCCAGGCCACCAACCAGACAAGGCUGUUGUUGUCAGGAGGGACCAUUUGUUGAGAUUAGAUUCUUCUGCAACCUUCUACUCACUGACCAUCCAGUCAGGAGGUCGGGUAGUUUUUGCAGACAAUGCUGAUGGCUCCAAAAACAUAACCUUGAUAACACGCCACAUCCUAAUAGAAGAAGGUGGAGCCCUUCACAUUGGUGCUCCCAAAUGUCGCUACCGCUCUCAUGCCACCAUUGCCCUUGUGGGGCGUUCCAAUGAAAAGGCAGUUCCUGAGGUCCCUGGCCUGGGCCGUAAGUUUAUUGCCGUUCAGAGUGGUGGAACCCUGGAGCUACAUGGUACCAAGAGAGUUUCCUGGUCUCUGCUGACCCGAAGCAUCCCCGCCUCCGGGCUGGCCACAGCAGGUCAUGCCUUCCAGCGGAACUUCAGCCGAGGCAUCAACCUGCGUGUGGUGGACCAGGACACAGCCAAAUUGCUGUUGUCUGAACGCUAUGACACACACGAGUCCCGUAAUGACAGUCGUCGACUGACCCAGCUGCUUCGGUCCCUGCCGGCGGGCCGCAUUGUCACUCUGGCUGUAGGAGACUCUGCUGUCAAAAGUCUUCUAGAUGAAACCAAGAAGACCAUUGAAGAGAAGCUUGGCAGCAGCUUUGUCUAUGAUCUCAAAUACAGGCAGGCGUGGGCUUUGGUGUCUGUGGUAGACGGUGGUAACGCAUCAUGCUCAGAGGACGCCAGGGAACAUGAGAACCACGACACAGGAGGACGAGCUCUGGCGACUCGCAACUUCACAACUGUGGACGGAGUGGGCUUCUCAGUCACAGCCUACAGCGAGUGGAGGAAUGGAUUCCCCAUCUCAGGCUUCCAGGUGGAUGCUGUGGACCAGGUGGUGCUGAACCUUCAGGAUGAAGUGCAGCAGACCUGGAAACCCGGGGAUCGCAUUGUAGUUGCCAGUACAGACUACUCCAUGCACCAGGCUGAAGAGUUCACCCUGCUGCCCUGUCCUCACUGCACCAGCAGGCAGGUCAGGAUACAAGGGAAGCCUCAGUAUAACCAUGUUGGAGAGAUCAUAGAUGGAGUCGACAUGCGUGCUGAAGUGGCUCUGCUCUCCAGAAACAUUCUCAUCUAUGGAGAAAUGGAAAACUCCUGCUACGGAAACAACAUGUGCCAGUUCUACAGCCAUGAUACCUAUGGAGGCCAUAUCAAGAUCUUUGGUAACUUUUCAUCAGUGCAUCUGUCCCACGUGGAGCUGAAGAACAUGGGUCAGCAGGGAGAGACGGGCCGCUACCCCCUCCACUUUCACAUGUGCGGGGAUGUCGACCAGAGGGGAGGCUACUGGGAGCCCACCUAUGUGGACGGACUCUCCAUACACCACUCCUUCUCCCGCUGUCUCACCAUCCACGCCACCAAUGGUUUGCUGGUGAAGAACACUGUAGGUUAUGACACCUUGGGUCACUGUUUUUUCCUUGAGGAUGGGAUUGAGCAGCGGAACACUUUCUACCACAACCUUGGCCUGCUGACUCGACCUGGGACUCUGCUUCCCACUGACCGCAAUGACACCCUCUGCACCAGCAUUAAGGACAAAGUCUACAAGGGCUACACUCCCUUACCCAGCACAGAGUGCAAGGCAGUCUCAACAUUCUGGAUAGCCAACCCUAAUAACAACCUCAUCAGCAACGCAGCUGCAGGUUCUCAGGACGCUGGCAUAUGGUUUGUGUUCCACAGCUCUUCCACUGGAGACUCUCAUGGGCUGGUACCAGAGACCAAGGCAGAGCUCACUCCCCUUGGGAUUUUUUACAACAACCGUGUACACUCCAACUUUAAGGCAGGACUGUUCAUUGAUAAGGGAGUGAAGACCACCAAUGCUAAUGCUGCUGACCCCCGGGAAUACCUGUGUCUAGAUAACAGUGCCAGAUUCAGACCACACCAGAAUGCUGACCCUAGCCGUCCUCGGGUGGCGGCAGUCAUCGACACUCUGAUAUCCUUCAAGAACAACGACUUGGGAGCGUGGAUACGGGGCGGUGACAUCGUCAUCCAGAACUCUGGCUUUGCAGACAAUGGAGUGGGCCUAUCCUUUGCCAGUGAUGGUAGCUACCCGAAGGAUGAAGGCUCCAGCCAGGAGGUGAUACAAUCCCUGUUUGUGGGUGAAAGCCGAAACAGAGGGACCAAUGGAGGACAGAAUAAAUACUGGGGACCAGGAGGGGCUGAUGGAAAGAUGAGGACAUUGCCUAGAAACAGGACAUUUCCAAUCCGAGGUUUCCAGAUCUAUGAUGGUCCAGUGCGGCUUACCCAGAGCACAUUUCGUGGCUUCAUCCCCACACCAGAGCGUUAUACCAACGCAGUGGGAUUCAACCUGAAGAACACCUGGCAGCUCACCCCACGAAACAACUUGUCCCAGCUCAGCUUCCACUCCAAUGUGGGACUGCGGACGUUCUUUGGUCGCCCUGGACAAUGGUUUGAAGAGAAUGACCUGGACGGUGACAAAAACUCCAUCUUUCAUGAUGUGGAUGGGUCAGUAACCGGCUACAGAGACACCUACGUCGGCAGAGCAGACAAUUACCUGAUCCAACAUCCUGGCUGUGUGAACAUUUCCCGGUGGAGUGGAGUGAUCUGCAGCGGCCGCUACUCACAGGUGUACAUCCAGACACAGGGAGCCCCCAGCCUCAGUUUAUCCAUCAGCAGAGAUGAAUAUCCUGAUGUUCCUCUGGUGCUGAGGGGGAUUAACAGCCAGGGGGCACUGUCUCAGCAGUACCAGCCCAUCCUGAUGAUGAGCAAGAGCUACACUCUGCACUGGAGUGGCCCUGCGCCCAGAGAGGUUGUCCUCUCUCUCAUCAACUUUGAUAAAGAUGACUGGGUGCUGGUGGGACUCUGUUACCCAUCAGAAACCACAUUUCAGAUCAUGGCCGACAUCAACGAUAGGCAAAGCAACACUUUUGAUGACAUCACAGACUACGGCACUGUGUCAUCCCUUGCAGAGCUGAAGAAGAGACCUAUGGAAAGGAAAUACUUCUUUGACCAACCUGUGGGCUUGUUAUGGCUCUACCUUCGCGCCCGGCAUGGUCGUGAUGGUCACAGCUACUGUUCCAUGAAAGGCUGUGAAAGAGUGAAAGUCAUGGCCACAACAUCCUCCAAACAAACCUGUAACUGUACAGCUAAGGCUUACCCCAAGUACUCCAAGACUCCCUCAGCAGUGAUUCCCAUGCCAGCUCUAAACUCAAACCCCUGCAAAGGAUGUGGUGCUAAACAGCUUGUGUUUUCCAGCGAGCCAUGGACCUUCUACCUCCAGACACAAAUCAAGUCUCUCAGCAGCAAAGAGCAGCAGAGAGGAGAUAACAGCUCUUUUAUUACUGUGAAUGCGGUGACCAUGCCCUUCUCUCAGCCUGGAUAUUUCCUGGUCUCAGUGGAUGCCUGCUCCGGAAAAGUCACCAAGAAAACCUCAUUUUCCAGAAUGGAUGCCAAGAUGGAACAGUACUUAAAAACUGGAAUACCAAAGAAGUCAAUAGUGCUCAUGGCAACUCGAGGUCAGCCAGAAGGCCUGGUUGGUGUAGCACCAUAUCUGAUCUCCUUUGGUAUGGCUAAAGCUGCUAGUCUACACGGUAAAGAGAGUCUGGCACUCUGGGGCUUCCAGGGUGGUUCCUCUCCCCCUUCGUGGGUUUCUCUGUAUACCGGGCAGGGGGAUGACUUCCUGAGGCUGCAGGAGCGCUACUUACCCCUGGGUUUGGAGGCAUACGGCUGUACGCCACCUGCAGCUCAAAAGCGCAAAGACCUGGAGCUACUUAAAAAAGCCACAGGACUUCAGUGACCAAUGUGAACUGUACAACUUACCUACCCAAAACACUCUUGCACACAGAUACACAAACACACACAACCAGCUGAUGAAUGUGAACUGCUGAACCUUUAAUUUAUUAACAAAAGCCAAGAUGUUUACCAAUAUCAAGUGGAGAGAAGGUAUUUUAUUAUGGACGGGGGAGUAUUUUUGUGAUUUUGUUUGUGUGUGCGUGCGUGUGUGUGUAAGUAUGCCUUGGGGCCGCUGAGUCAAUGCACUUUCCUUUUAAAGUUGCUAUAUGUAUGUUUUCUCUGCUGCUUAACAUGGUUUGUUGCCAGGAGCGGGUGGUGGUGGUAGUGGAGAUGGUCACUUGCCAAGAGCUUCAGCCUUGCAUUUACAAGACAAGAGGUUAGAAUACACCCACUGAUCAGCGCUACUUCUUCAUCCUCUCAUACUGAGCUGAGGGCAGACUGGAUGCUACAAUGAUUCACUGUCGCAAAGUAGUAUUAUGAGACAGCAUGGGCCAGGGCUAACUGGUUAGCAAGCUAAGUUUAGUAGAAGAACAUGAGUGAUAGAAAUAGAAACAAACGGAGUCAACAUUGGUGGUGCUUUCCACCACUGGAGACAGCUCUUGGUGAGUAAAUGGAAUGAAGUUUGCUGCUGAACUAGCAAUAUUUCUUCUAGACUGUAGGUGGACAGCUGUUAAGGCUAACGUUGACUAUGUAGCAAUAGCAAAAAACUUACAUGUAGCACCUUUUAAAGACACAACUUGCCUUAUCAGCCAAAGUGAUCAAAUAGAGCUUUGCAAUACUGUAACUCAGUUGUUUAUCUUCGACAACAGAAAAAACAAACCCAAAGCAACCUUUAACAUCUACCUACCAAUCUUGUUAUUUAUUAUGUAGUAAAUAAGAACAGAAUGAAUUGGGUCGUGUCUGAAAACAAAACAUAAUGCAUUGGAUACACACACGCCGGUGGGAAAUUAUGAAAAUAAAUUGCAUUGUCCCUGAAAUGAGAUCAUGUUCGAUUGGAACUGAAAAUUAAUGAUGUAUUAGAUGUGCUCAGGUCAAAAGGAAAUGAUGAAAAGUGCCAUUGCAUCUGAGAAUUAAACAGACGAAAAUUAACAUGUAAUGUUAUAAAACAGAGCCAGUGGGUUAGAUGUGUUAGGGAUUAUUUAAUGCAAAACAUGUCAAGUCAUUACAAGCCAUAUCCAUAUAAAUAUUUAAAUAGUUAUAUAGGCAUACAGUGGUUUGUAGUAAAAUUGAUUUGGCUAUCUUGCCUUUCUAACACAUCAUAAUGUCAUUAAACAGGUACCUUACUACUAUGUAGGUCAUUACUUUCUUUCCACUAAUCCUCAAACACAUCUUUUAUCUUUUUAGUUGAGAUCUGUAACAACUGAACUUUAACUGGAAAACCUCUGAUCAUCGUGCAGCUGUACAACUAAAGACUUUAAGCACCUUUUUAUGGAUUCUUACAUGGACUUACUGGAUCUUUUAUCUCAUAUCUUUUAUUUAUCUUCUCGCAAUAAUGGUGUCUCAAGUGCUGGCCACAUGUCCAGCACAAAUAUACAUAUUAUGUUACUUUUCUUUCUAUUUUUGUUUUCUUAAACAGCAUUGAAUGUUUUAUCUUUCAUCUGCCUCAUUUAUGACCUUUUCAUGUGCAUUUUUGCCAAACCGUGUUUAGAUACAUUACAGGGUGCUUUUUAGAGAUGGUACCCUGACUGUACAGUAGUGAGCAGCAAAAAAAUGCAUACAGAUAAUAUACCAGCUGUAAGGUAUAAGGCUUUAUGUUUUGACCUACAGUAUAUAAUCUUUUAUAGGGUGUUUGGAUGUGAGCAGGGCUCCCCCACUGAGCAAUGAUGAGUACCUAUCUGUGACUGUGUAUGUGUGUGUGUGUGACUGUGUGAGUAUAUGACUGACCAUGUGAGAUAGAGAGAGGACAAUUACCUUGUUGCCUUUUAACCACUCUACUGUUAACGCGGAAGAAAGAGGAGCAAAAGAAUGAGAGAAAGAUGUUUCCAUCCUUUGCCUUUUGUUCAUAUAAUGCACAACCAGAGAGUUCUUCAUCUUUUUUUAAAUAGAAGUGAGCUUUGUAAAUAUGGUGUUUAACUCAAACUGUACAUGUAAUGGAAAAACUGGUUGUCAAUAGUGUGUAUUUACUGUUGUUUUUUGUCAUUUGGAAGAACUUAAGUCAAUUUGUUCAACAUGGAAGACUCAGCAUUUGUUAUGAAAUUGCCAAUUAAAUAAACAUUUAUGCUUUGUGAUAAAAUCA
Molecule: messenger RNA, 7465 nt
Organism: Seriola aureovittata
Lineage: Eukaryota; Metazoa; Chordata; Actinopteri; Carangiformes; Carangidae
Gene: cemip2
Product: cell migration inducing hyaluronidase 2
Exons: 24
Coding region: 1064-5233 (1389 amino acids)
Source: RefSeq, a predicted model, not a curated record